This is a messenger RNA of Acanthochromis polyacanthus (spiny chromis), 4471 nucleotides long. RefSeq names its product Fanconi anemia group A protein. Gene Ontology annotation, cellular component: Fanconi anaemia nuclear complex. Gene Ontology annotation, biological process: interstrand cross-link repair. The transcript has 43 exons. The record is from RefSeq and is a predicted model, not a curated record. NCBI's taxonomy places the organism in Eukaryota, Metazoa, Chordata, Actinopteri, Pomacentridae. The coding region runs from base 152 to 4417 and encodes 1421 amino acids.
AAACAUGGAGGAACCAAAACAGAGAAACUGCCGCUGAAGCUGCUGAACAGUCAUUUAUUUACCUAUCUACGCUCUAAAACGUUGUAAAUGUAAUAAUUUUUAGAAGCCGAUUUUCUCUUUAUGCGUUUUAAAAGCGUCUAGUGGAAGUAAAAUGUCGCUAAAUGUGUCGUGUACGCAGGUUUCUCAGAAAAGGACUCUGUCGAGCCUCCUCGCUGGUCGUGUGGUGAAGAGGCCGAAGCAGGCAGAUGUUCGGAGGCUGCAGGAGGCGGCGAUCCAGCUGUUGGAGCAGCAGCAGAACCUCAGCAGUCUGUUCAGGGAGGUCGGGAAUCCAGAUCCGUGGAACAUCUUCAGCUCUCAGGAUGGAGUCCAGAACCAGGGAACGUCUGAAGGCAUCGUGUCCGACAUCACAGGCUCUCUGCUGGUGGGUGAACUGAGGCGUCAGGCUGAACAUCUGGGAGUCUCGGUGACGGUUCUGUCGGUGAAGAUGGUUCUGGAGAGGCUGAAGGAGAUCACAGAGGAGAGGAAGGAGGACGAGAGGAGGGAGAUGCUCACCGACUCUCAGAGGGUCCAGCUGUUUGUCCUGCUGAAGUCCACCAGAGAGCUUCUGUCACAAGGAGUCUUCUGCUCCAAACUGCUGUGGCAGGAGUACAGCAGAGAUCAGAGUCCACCCAGACUGGAGGUCCUUUAUCAUCUCCACUUUUACAACAUCCUCGCUCUGAAGUACAUCAUAGAGAGCGAUGAAGGUGUGAAGUUGUGGUUGGUUCCUCAGCUGAAGGCUCUGUGUGGCUGGACGCCUCCACAGGAAGAAGAAGAGACCAAACUAGUUCAGCAGAAAGUCCUGUCAGCGCUGCUCGGCGUCUUGGUCGGAUCGGGAUUUGAGCGGAGCGACGAUCCGACGGCUGCGGAUCGAAGGAUCUCACCGAUCUGCCGCUCGGUGCUCGACGACGUGCUCUUCUGGCUUCUGGAUGCCGUGGACACGAAGUCGGCUGGAGCUGGAGCUGAGCUCUGGAUUCAGAUAUUCGAUGCUUCCCUGUGUGGAGUUUCAGCCUCAGCAGAAGCCCUCCAGCGUUUCUUCACUCACUCCCUCACCCAGACUCUCACCUACAAGCCUCGACUAACGGUGUCGGACGCCGUCUCUCAGCAGAACCAGUGGAUUUUCUCCAAAGCCGACCGUCUGCUGACGUCUCUGUACAGAAAGCUGGCUGUGAUGUUCGGCGUGGAGCAGCUCCUCAAUCAGCUGCAGCAGGUUUUAGAAACUCAUGAGGUCAACUGGAAGCUGGUGCUGAGCUUCGUGUCCACGCUGCUGGUUUAUUCCCAGUCCGCCCAGUCCAGCCUCAGAGAUCUGCUGUCCAGGCUGCUGAACUCUGCAUUCGAAGGCUACGACCUGGAAAACAUGAUCACGGCCUUCCUGUUGGCUCGACAGGCUUCACUGGAGGGACCCGGCGUCUUCUCCUCUUACAGCGACUGGUUCAAGAUGUCGUUCGGUGGCGGCAGCGGCUUCCACGCCAACAGUAAGAAGUCUCUGGUGUUCCUGCUGAAGUUCCUGUCAGACCUGGUGCCCUUUGAGCCUCCACAGUACCUCAAGGUUCACAUCCUUCAUCCUCCGUUCGUUCCUGUGAAACAUCGCAGCCUCCUCAUGGAGUACGUCUCUCUGGCCAAGACCAGGCUGGCUGACCUCAAGGAGUCAGUGGAGGACAUGGGUUUAUACGAGGAUGUUUCUGGUGCUUCUCUGCAGCCUCAGUGUCAGGCCGUCCAGGACGUGGAGAAAGCAGUAAGUCUGUUUGAGGGCACAGGAAGGAUCUCAGCUACAGUCAUGGAGGCCAGUAUUUUCCGGAGGUCGUACUUCUUGACUCGGUUCCUUCCUGCUCUGCUGACUCCCAGGCCGCUUCCUGUUAAACCUGAUGCUCGGAUGAGUUUCAUAGAAGCUCUGAAGAAAGCAGAUAAGAUUCCUGCUGCACAGUAUUCGUCCUACGUAGAGUCCUGUCAGAAACAGAGGCAACACAACACGAACGCAUCGUGUUCGGACGCUAAAGACGACCCUCUGGAGGUCCUGGAGGUUCAGCUGAUGGAGUUCACAGAGCUGGUUGUUGGAGGAGAUGAAGGAGAGAUCUCGGCUCAGCUGUCCAGAAUCUCUCACACUCUGAGCGUCGUCUUCCCCGGACGUCCUGACGAUCUGACCGGACAAACGGUUAUUAAACUCGACGCAGACGCUCCUCAGUCCUCUGAGCUCCACGUUAAAGUUGUCAACAUGAUCCUGAGGAACUUCUGCCAGUGUGUGUUGGACACCUCCAGAGCAAAUCCUCCCAAUAAACAAACCCAGUGGGCCUCCAGGUUCGUCGGUGCUCUGAUCGGUAACUCUCAGCUCCUCUGCAGCCUCGUCCACAGACUCUGGGACCUUUUUCACAACCAGGCCUCGUCUCUGAGUUCUGCUCAUGUUCUUGGUCUGGCCGUGUUCGUGGUCCAUCUUUACGCCUCCACAUCAAACAGUCCUCUGGUUCAGCUUCCUGCUCGGCUGGUGUCUGUUGGAGAAGCUCUCAGCUCAGCUCUGGUCUGCAGCAAACACGCUGACAUGAUCUUCUGUGUCCGGUUGUGUAUUGCUGCUGUGUGUUACGGGAUCUGCAGGACUGAGUCACUGCCUCAACACCAGCUGCAGGACUUCAUCCCCAGCAGCAUCUACAAGAAGCUUCUGUACCUGAUUCCCAGACUGCUGCCUGAAACCAGGAGAACAGCUGCCCAACAUCUGGAGGAGAACCUGUGGAGCAGCGUCACCGACAGCAGCAGCAGCUGGAGGGAAACAGCUGGACACAUGUGGAGGAGCGUCGCCUUCCAGCAGCUGGAACAGAAACCAGAGUAUCAGUUGUUGUUCUCAGAGUGGCUGCGCAACGAGCUCAGAGUCCAGAGAAGUGAAGACGUCCUGAAUGAAGCAGAACGGCAGGAGUACCAGCAGUGGGUUUGUUUGGAGCUUUAUCUGACUAAACGUGGGGAGGAAGGAGGCUGUGGAGGAGACGUGAACAAGCUCUGCUCUCAUCUCCUCCAUGGAGUCAUGGAGCUGCAGCCAAGCAGUGAGCAGGAUCUGGAAAACGUCAGUCUCAGAGUGUGUGAAUCUGGAGGCUGUUUACCGGAUAUCCUGUCCAGAUUACAGGAGGUCGUGUACGAGAUGGAGCUGACCGACCUCCAUGGAAGCCGAGCAGAUGUUUGCGACGUCCUGUUCGAGGUGGUGUUUCAGAGAUUCUCCUCCUCGUCUUCAGCAAACAUCAGCAGCGAUCUCAGUCUGCAGCAAACUCUGCACACCUGGAACAGAGUUCUGUUGACUCUGCCGCCUGCUCUGUUGGUUAAACUGAAGGCUGAAGGAGGACGGACGGCUCUGGACUGCAGCAAACUGAUCCAACACGUGAACCAGCAUCAGAGGCAGGCGUGUUCUCCGGUCGGCCUGCUGUGCUGCUCCGUCACCUCACACCUCCUCAGAGGGCUGCUGUGUGCCAGUUCACGGUGCGGACGUCCAGGAGAAGAGUUCAACAGAAGCUGGUCUCAGAUCAGCGUUAAAUGUCCUCUGCUGCUCGUCUCCACAGCAUUCCAUUGGCGGCGUCUGUCUGCUGUUCUGUCGUCUUUGUGGCUUCGUCUGACUGAUGGAGAUUCUCUACCGGAGCAGCUGAAGAUCAUCUCUGACUGUCAGAACUGGAGCUGCAGUUUGGAGAAAGGCCAGAUGUUGCAGACGCCUCCAGCUGCUGCUCUUCUGUCGGCCUCCAGUCUGCAUCGAGUCUGGAGACGCUGUGAAGGAAACGACCGGAGCUUCAGAGCAGCUCUGAAUCUGCUGCGACCAGAGAGAGACGCCAAGUACAAACAGAUGCUGGUCUUCCUGUUCUUCCUGUGCGUGAACGACUACCUGUCAUCACUGCUGCAUCCUCAGGAGAAGAACCACGAAGAAGUCGGACGUUUCUGCACCGAGCUCCUGAAUCUGCUGGUCGACUCUCCUGAUUGGCUGCUCAUCUUCAAACCCAACGAUCAAGGUGUUUACCAGUCUGUUACCAUGGUGACGUCAGAUAGGUUUACUCGGCUGAUGCCCUGGGCUUUCUGCAGUCUGCUGCUCCACCAGAGUCCUGAGCUGCUGCACAGAGCUCUGAGGUGUCCAGGUUUCCUCCAUACCGCCGUCGUCUGCUACGUCAACGUCCUGCAGCUCUUCCUGGAUGGAGAAACUCCUCCGACAGCCACAGAGAAGCAGGUGGAGCCCUCAGAGAUCCUGAACCAAAGCAAACGGCUCAUCCUGACGGUGAUUUCACGGUCGUCUCCUGCUGCGCUCUCAUCCAAACAACGCACACAACUGGAGUCUCAGUGUGCAGAUGUGGAUCCAGAUGUUGCAGCAGCUCUGUCGCUUCACCUCGACCCCCAGAGCCUCAGUCCAGAGAUGGACUUCCUGUGACGGACCAACGGACAGUGGUGCAGCGUGACGUCAAACAAACUGUCUUCAGACUGU